GCUAACGACUCUGACUUGAACUGCAACUGGGACGGACGGGGAGGUCCUAAUGAGCACAGCAGCAGCUGGGAGCACUUCACCACGUGACCCGAGAUAUGUUAGCUAGCAGCCGUCGUCACUUCAUCCAAUUCAUGUCAUCCGGACUCGGAUGGGCAAAGGUAAGUCGACACGGAAACAUAACUCAACAACACCCGAACGCUAACCUGGCACACGGCGUCGCUUCCGUUCAGCCGACAGCAAGGGCUGUUUUGAAAAUACAGACAAAAAGAAAAAACAACGCCUUACAACGAGCUGUUCUUACUAGUCUUGCGGUAGCUGCACGAGCGUCUCGGUCGCUCAUGUCCCAUUUACACUAUUCCAGUUUAGACGCUAGAAUGCGUUUCGCGGCCCCUAAUUUUCACGAGCUUUAUUAUUAUUAUUAUUAUUAUUAUUUGCAAUUCUUGGUAAUACGUUUUGCGGUGUUUGUGUGUGUGUGUGGGGGGGGGGGGUCAAAUAUGUAGGUCAAGACGGCGCAUUAGAAUGAUCAGCUCAUGUGGCUAGCAUGACAAGUUUGCUCAUUGCACGUUUUUGCUAGCUUGUUUAAGACCGCAUUCAGUAGACUAGGUGUGUCAGAAACGUUUCGAUUUUCAAACCUAAAUGACAAAUUUCCCCUUCAAUGUUACGAACAUCUAUACUGGUGUGUCUUAAAAACAUCCUGCUGCUUCAUUCGGAGAAAGUGAGUUGAGAAGACUCAAUGCUGCUUCACCAUGACAACGUGCCUGCUCACAGUCCCCUGAGCAUCUGACGGUUCCUGGCGGAGAAAAAAACCCUCGUAGGAGUGACCUUCCUACUCACCCAACAUCGAUAUGUCAUUUUCUUCCCCGUCCCCCCCCCCCGAGCGCAGCUGGGUCCAUUUUGAAGACAUGGUUGUCGUCAACAUGGUCCUGACCAUGGAGUUGCUGGAAAGAAUUUGUGCAGGACUAAAUUUAGUUUCUAUUUACUCACUGGACCCCUAAUGUUUCUGAAAUAGACAAUGUCAUUAAAAGAGCACAUACUAUGGAAAAAUUUACCUUCUUUGUAUACCGUUCCAGGUGAGUCUCUGGAGUGCCUGCCCACCUAUCUAAUGUGUAAUGAAACAAGCUUCCCAAACCACGUCUUGACCUUCUGAAACCAGAGACAGAGGAGCAAAAACCUGCUACUUGGGUUGCAGGAGUCGACCGGAGCGUGUCUACCCCCCCAGUGGACUUUGAGGAGGGGGGAGUAGGAAGAAGGCGAGGCCGCUGCCGUUAAUGCUCAGAGUAUGGGGCAAAAAGUCCCAGGUGGUAUUAAAACCAUUGAUAUGCGAGAUCCAGCAUUCAGCCCGCUGAAGCUGGAGUUGCAGGCCCUAAAUCACACCAAGCCUUCUCGACUGGACCUGCUGCUGGACAUGCCGCCCGCCGGCGCGGACGUCCAGGUCAAGCACUCCUGGAACAAUGACGACCGCUCGCUCAACAUCUUUGUCAAGGACGAUAACAAGCUGGUUUUCCACAGGCACCCCGUGGCGCAAAGCACGGACGCCAUCCGGGGCCGUGUUGGCUAUACGCGGGGACUGCACGUUUGGGAAAUCAGCUGGGCCAUGCGUCAAAGGGGCACGCACGCGGUGGUCGGUGUGGCCACGAGCGCCGCGCCACUCCACUCGGUGGGCUACACGGCGCUGGUGGGAAGUAACAACGAGUCUUGGGGUUGGGACCUGUGCAGGAGUAAACUCUACCACGACAGCGAUCAUUCUGGAAAGACGUACCCUUCCUUCCUCGAGCCGGAUGACACCUUCCUCAUACCGGACUCCCUCUUAGUUGUCUUGGACAUGGACGAGGGGACGCUGGGUUACAUCGUGGAUGGCCAUUACCUGGGGGUGGCCUUCCGAGGACUUAAAGGCAGGAAGCUGUACCCGGUGGUGAGCGCUGUGUGGGGACACUGUGAAAUACGAAUGCGGUACAUCAACGGACUUGACCCUGAACCUCUGACUCUGAUGGACCUGUGUCGGCGCUCGGUGCGUGUGGCUCUUGGGAGGGAGCGUCUGAGUGAAAUUCCAAGGCUGCCCUUGCCGGCCUUUCUCAAGAACUACCUGCUCUACCAAUGACGACACUUUCAAAGUUCAAUAGUAACUAUACCACCCCUCCCCUUGUCCCGCUCUUAUUUCUCUCUUGUGCUUCUCUGGGAUCCUUCUUUGGUCAAACUUGUUUGACAGCAUUUCCGAGGCCUGUUAGACAGACUUGUGCUCACAGAUGUUACAAUAAGUAUGCUUUUGUGAUAGUGGCUGGACUUUUUUUUUUUUUUUAGGGUCUUCUCCUGUUUUAAUGUAGUACUCUUAACUUAAAAGAAAUCAGGAAUCACUGAGUUUCUAUGCACAUGCUGAUAGGACAAACUAUGCCUUGACAGUCAAGCCAAUAGUGGUCAGUGUCUCAUGUAAAACUCAAGACUGUCUGUCUUGGUAAUAUUUUAAUAUUUUGAUUGCAAUGAAAUUACACUUGUUCUAAGGCGCAGUUGCGCAAUAGCCACAAGGUGGCAGCAUUUAUGCUUGUCAUGCAAACGCGAGCACGAGAUGAGCUGCAGGUCGUCCAUGUCCCUGAGGAUAUUAAAAAUGGAGGAUGAAAGCAGUUUUUUUUUUCUAUUUUUUUUUUUUUUUUUUUAAGUGAUGAUUUUUAGAUAGACAACCGAAGUGAGAUGCUGACCACACCAGUGAGGCUAAUGUAGUGCAGCAUUGGCCCGGUAUUUCCUGCUCACACGCAAGGCAUCUGACUAGAACUACUAACUAAAUCAGCAAAAAUCUUCUGAACUAUGUCACUGUGAUCAUUCAUCGCAUGUAUCUGCAAGAAAUGAUUCUUUUUGUGAUUGCAUUGUUUUUAAAGUUUCUUUAAUUUGUUUCUUAGUGCAAUUUUGACUUCUGUCAUUCCCACAUUCACAGUCACAGGUUAGCGCACAAAGUAAAAACCAGCUCAUUGAGAUGUGUGAAUGGAAGCGGCACAUAUCGAGGCACAUGUUUGUGCGUCAACACAAUUGUACAUUUAUAGCACCAUGAUCGACAAAUCAGAACGACAAUCCACAAUGUGCUGCUCUGACGUCAUCAAGGUUCUGCGCUGCCGUCACUGUCAAAUGGCACGUGGUACUUCAUAUCACACCUGUUGAUUCUGGUGCAUCUAAAUGUGUUGUGCAGCUCUCUGAUCUUCAGUCAGCACUCCAUGUGCCACAGCUGUUUUCCUUACUGCUUGCAUUUUAUUUGUACUUGUAGAUGUGUUUAUGUAGCUAUUAAAGAUUAUUUCCUGUUGA
Messenger RNA from Syngnathus typhle (broad-nosed pipefish), 3285 nucleotides. It is a transcript of the gene spsb1, whose product is annotated as splA/ryanodine receptor domain and SOCS box containing 1. The record is from RefSeq and is a predicted model, not a curated record. The transcript is spliced from 3 exons. Gene Ontology annotation, cellular component: SCF ubiquitin ligase complex. Gene Ontology annotation, molecular function: protein binding. NCBI's taxonomy places the organism in Eukaryota, Metazoa, Chordata, Actinopteri, Syngnathiformes, Syngnathidae. Bases 1280 to 2098 code for a protein of 272 amino acids. Gene Ontology annotation, biological process: proteasome-mediated ubiquitin-dependent protein catabolic process.